Messenger RNA from Podospora pseudopauciseta, 447 nucleotides. RefSeq lists its product as uncharacterized. The record is from RefSeq and is a predicted model, not a curated record. NCBI's taxonomy places the organism in Eukaryota, Fungi, Ascomycota, Sordariomycetes, Sordariales, Podosporaceae. The transcript is spliced from 2 exons. Bases 1 to 447 code for a protein of 148 amino acids.
AUGGAGGCUGUCAAACUGUCAAGGGGCGAGCAUGCCGGUCCCAGCGAGAAGGGUGUGGCUGGGUUCAUGGCCAUGAAGACGCUGAUCGAGCAAAGGAUUUGGCGCUGGGUGGAGGAGAAGAAAGAGCAGCUGCCUUUCACGUUCAACACCCUGCUGUUGGAUAAUGUGAUCUGGCCGUGCCUGGACCAAAAGAACCAGGGCAUCCUGUCGACGGCGGGGAGGGUGCAUUGGGUCUGGAGAACGCACACGUACGGCUUUUACCAGAUGGGCGAGAUGCUGAAGGAGAUAUUUCCCAGGCACGUCGACAAGGUGGCCCAGGUUGAGAACUAUGGUGAAGACCAUAAAGUGGGCGACACGGCUGUUGGCAAGGAGCUGCUGAGCAGACUGAGCCGGAAUGGCGAAUGGCGCAAGCUGAAAGAGAGUCUGGCGGACAACGCAAAGAGCUGA